CGCUUCUGCUGCAACAAGCGCGCCGAGAAGCUCAACCAGAGCCUGUGCCGCAACUACAAGAGCCCCGAGUGGGCCCACCCCACCACCGCCAGUGGCGCGCUGCCCGCCGACGGCAGCAACGGCGCCGACGGGGACGCCAACAAGUACGACCCGGACAAGGACAGCACCAACGCCACCGUCUACAUCUCGUGUGGGGCCAUCGCCUUCGUGCUCAUCGCCGGCGUCUUCGCCAAGGUGGCCUACGACAAGGCGCGGCGCCCGCCCCGGGAGAUGAACAUACACAGGGCUCUGGCUGACAUCUUAAGGCAGCAGGGACCAAUCCCAAUUGCACACUGUGAAAGAGAGACUAUCUCGGCCAUAGAUACCUCCCCCAAAGAAAACACCCCAGUCAGGACAUCUUCCAAAAACCAUUACACCCCUGUGCGCACCUCCAAAAGUAACCCAGGUCACUAUGGAAAGGAUAUUUAUCGAAGUGGAGGGCCAGAUCUCCAUAAUUUCAUCUCCUCCGGGUUUGUCACAUUAGGAAGAGGACACACGAAGGAUGACCAAGAACAAAAUUAUAAUCACCUGAUACUAAACAGUGCCACCCAGACACCUACACAUGACCAGCCACAAAUGAACAACAUCCUUACUUCUGCCACCGAACCCUAUGAUCUGUCCUUCUCCCGGUCCUUCCAGAACCUCUCUCAGCUCCCACCAUCCUAUGAGUCUGCCGUCAAGACAAACCCAAGUAAAUAUUCUUCUCUGAAGAGACUAACUGACAAAGAGGCUGAUGAAUACUACAUGAGGAGGAGACACCUGCCUGACCUGGCAGCCCGGGGCACGCUCCCUAUCAACGUCAUCAAAAUGUCUCAACAGACCAACCACAGGGACAGGCCUCGCCGUCCCAUCAGGGCCAUGUCCCAGGACAGAGUGCUGUCUCCUGAGAGGAUCAUGCCCGAGGAGUUUAGCAUGUCCUAUGAACGGAUCCUCUCAGAUGAGCAGCUUCUGUCCGCAGAGCGCCUCCACUCCCAAGACCCCCUGCUCUCCCCGGAGCGGUCGGGGUACCCCGAGCAGUCUAUGUCGCGGGCAUUGUCACACACAGACGUCUUUGUAUCAACACCCGUCUUGGAUCGCUACAGGAUGACAAAAAUGCACUCCCAUCCUAGUGCCUCAAAUAACUUGUACAAUACCUUAGGUAUGAACCCAACCUCCGCCAAGCGCCAAGCGUUUGCCUCCCGACGGCACAACACAGUAGAACAACUGCAUUAUAUUCCAGGACACCACCAUCACUACCGCACAGCGAGCAAAACAGAGGUGACUGUUUGA
This is a messenger RNA of Pygoscelis adeliae (Adelie penguin), 1308 nucleotides long. It is a transcript of the gene SHISA6, whose product is annotated as shisa family member 6. Gene Ontology annotation, biological process: regulation of AMPA receptor activity; regulation of short-term neuronal synaptic plasticity. The record is from RefSeq and is a predicted model, not a curated record. Gene Ontology annotation, cellular component: AMPA glutamate receptor complex; postsynaptic density; dendritic spine membrane. Lineage: Eukaryota; Metazoa; Chordata; Aves; Sphenisciformes; Spheniscidae. The transcript is spliced from 6 exons. The annotation marks the transcript as partial.